AUGCGGUUCCUCACGACCGUGGUCGCUGCCAGCAUCACUGCGCACGCCUUCCUUGGGGCCCUAUCGCAGGAGGAGGUCACCUCUCCUGCCCCAGGAGCCCAGCCGUUCAGCUACGACCUCAACACUGGUCUCGUCGCGCAGUUGCAGGUAUCCGGAGAGUCCGCGCCCCAGCUCGAGUACACGACUGAGAAUGGCGCGCCGUAUACGAACCCGUAUGACGCCUGGAAGAUUGGUUCGAAUGGGCCUCUGCUCUUGGAGGACUACCACCUGACCGAACUCUUCGGCUCGUUUGAUCGCGAGCGCAUCCCUGAACGCGUCGUUCAUGCCAAGGGCGCGGGUGCACAUGGGUACUUCCAAGUGACCAAUGCAUCCUUCUGCAAACAGUAUACGAUGAUGGAUAUGCUCAGUGAGGAUGGUCUGAAGACGCCCGUAACCGUCCGCAUCAGCACCGUCGGCGGGGAGACGGGGUCUGCGGAUGAGGCCCGUGAUCCUCGUGGAUUUGCGGUCAAGUUCCGCACUCGCAAGGGUAUCCUCGACAUUGUGAUGAACAACACGCCGGUGUUCUUCAUUCGUGACCCAUCCAAGUUCCCGCACUUCAUUCACACGCAGAAGCGUAACCCGCAAACGAAUUUGAAGGACAAAGACAUGUUCUGGGACUUCCUCAGCGCUAACCCGGAGUCCUUGUAUCAAGCGAUGAUCUUGUUCUCCGACCGCGGCACGCCCUACGGGCUCCGACACAUGGAUGCCUGGACUGGUCAUACCUACCGAUGGAUUCAGACUGACGGUUCAUUCCACUACGUGAAGCUACACUUUGAGACCAUGCAGGGGGUCAAGAACUUCACCAACGCAGAGGCCACCGUCAUCCAAGGGACGAAUCCGGACUUUGCGACUCAAGAUCUGUACGAAGCAAUUUCAAACGGGUCUUACCCGGGAUGGACGGUGUACGCACAAGUCAUGGCUCCGGAGCAGGCCGAAAACUACACCUACAACGUCGAGAUCGGGAAGAUGUAUCUGACCCAGAACCCGACGAACUAUUUCGCGGAGGUCGAACAGGCCGCGUUCUCACCGUCCCACAUUGUGGACGGAUGGGCUCCUUCUGCUGACCCGAUGCUGCAGGCGCGCCUGUUCGCCUACUCCGGUAUGUACGCAGAGAUGUUGAGAAACGCUCAUGCUGACAGUCGAUGCAGAUACCCAGCGAUACCGACUGGGUCCAACUGGGAACGUGGCGGUCAUAUGAACAUCAAUGGCAACCAAGGUAACAGGCCUAACUACAUGUCCACGAUGAGCCGCCUUGGUCUCUACAAUCGAACCUACACUCUCGAUUCCCACCAGCAGUGGACGGGAGGUGCUGUGCAGUCGCUUUCCAUGGUCACGGAGAUCGACUUCUCCUGGCCGCGGAUCUUCUGGAACACCAUGUCUGAUCAGGACCAGCAGAACUUGAUUAGCAACGUGGUUGGCCAUCUCGGCGAAGUGGUGAGCCAGGAGGUCCGGGAGCGACAGGUUGCUCUAUUCAACCAUGUCAAUGCCACACUGGGUCAGGCCAUCGCGGCAGGUGUCGGCGUCACAAGCAUUCAAAGCUUGAACUUCACGUAUGGGGAGACGUGGCUCAACCACACUGUUUACAGCACGGACAGCACGUUGAACUUCGUCUAG
Molecule: messenger RNA, 1653 nt
Organism: Rhodofomes roseus
Lineage: Eukaryota; Fungi; Basidiomycota; Agaricomycetes; Polyporales; Fomitopsidaceae
Product: catalase-like protein
Exons: 18
Coding region: 1-1653 (550 amino acids)
Biological process (GO): response to hydrogen peroxide; hydrogen peroxide catabolic process
Cellular component (GO): cytoplasm; peroxisome; mitochondrion
Molecular function (GO): catalase activity; heme binding
Source: RefSeq, a predicted model, not a curated record